UACGACAUUUAUUAGACAAACGUUACACUAAACCAUCUGCUGAAUAAAUAAUACCUCAAAAGGAAAAAAUUGUAAGCAAUAUCAUGCAACAUGAAAAAAAACAUUCCUUACUAAAGCCUGAUGACCUACAAACAGUUACAGUGUUCGUUUAUGCUUCUCGAGUUUGCGUUGCAAAGUACAACGAUGUUCAAAGGAUGUAUCCCGUAUUUGUUCGGUUUUUUGAUGCUGCUGAUUCAUUCGGUUUUCAUAAAAGUGUCAGAAUGUUCUUUGGAUCCUCUCCCACAGUUCAACACAAGUUUCUACGUCAAGACAUUCCUCGAGCUUCAUCGGCAAUUGUGUCCUGUAAAACAAUUCCGAAACCUUGUAAUAAUACAGCUUAGUGAUGAACGUCUUUUCGAAACUAUUUUCCCCGGCAUCAUAAGUGAUCUGACGUGCACCAAAGGUAUAACCGAUUUCGAAACGCUUUAUUUAACAUUUGCCAACAACCCUUACACCUGUAACUUCAUCCCCCUCGAUAGUUUAGUAGAUUUUGAGGUUAGAGGUAUUCUACCGUUGCAGGAAGACAGGAACAACGCUAAACCAUAAUAUUCGUUAUUUUUCAGGGUGCCCAUGAAGUGCAAUAUAGCAUUCGAACGAUUUUCUUCUACCCGAAAUGGAUGUACGAAACAUUUCACGAAUACCCGAAUUCAUCCAUUGCUGCAGCUUUUCGGCGAGGUUACGAAGUGGUUUACGAUCUAGACAACACAAUCGAAAUCUAUCAUAGGAAUCGUUUCUCGCAUAAAACGCUUACGUUUGAUCCUCACAAUAUUAUCGUGCCAGACGAUAGUCGUGACUUGCAUGGAUUUGAAAUUGAACUAUACUUAAUGAAACAUCAUAGCAAAGUAAUGACCUUCGACAUAUACCUUUUCGAGCACAUUUGCCGUAAGAUAAACGCAACUAUUGUUAUCACAGACCGUAACCCCAAAAGUAUGUCUGUUAUGCCUCUAAUAGGUAUAAAUAGUCAGUUUGUAAGAGGCCUAGUACCGGGUGUGGGAACAGUGUUUAGGGCGGUAAAUGUCCCUCGAGCCAAGCCUAAGUCAAUCGUAUCCAUACUGAUCGAUCCAUUCGAUAUGUAUACGUGGAUAACAUACUUGAUAUUAGUUGUUACAAUGGCCAUUACCAUGACCGUGUUUGGAGAGUUUCUUGGAAGGCGUCAUUUUGUGGAGAUAGUUCUAGAGUUGAUCAUGAUUUCUCUCGCAGGUCCUUCAAGAACAUAUGGAGGAACGUUCGAGAAUCGGAUCAUCACUAUAUUCUGUCUUAUGGGCAUAGUGCUCAUAUCGUCCUAUCAAUCACUCGUGAUAUCCUUUAUGUCAUAUGUGCGCUAUCAUCCAGAGAUCGACACACUGGCUGAAAUAGAAGAACGAUGCCUCUUUAUGGAUGACAAGGACGCACGAUUCUUCAACUUCAAGACAUACCCUAACGGCUCUUUUCCCGGGUUUGAUCAAGUAUGUUCAUUUGAAUUAGGACGUGACAACGAACAACGAACCUUGAUGAUAGCCUCACAAUUUCCAUAUGACAGGCGCUUAUUUUCAUCAGAAGACUACAUAUAUUACAGAGUUCAAAAGAAACGCUACGCAAAAACAAAGUUUUUCGAAUACCAACUGUGUUACGUUAUUCAUCCACAUCUACGUAAAUUGUUUAAAUUCUACAUUCAGGCAACAUUCGAAUCAGGUAUCUAUGAUCAUUAUUAUAACAACAAAUCAUUACCCAAUUGGCGCUUUAUCCAUGACACCUUUGUUGAUCGAGUGGUGAAAGUCGGUGAUCUGAUAUUGCUUUGGUAUGCAUAUGCGUGUGGAAUACUACUGAGUGUUGUUUGUUUCGUAAUAGAAACAGUUAUUCAUAAAGAGCUCGAAGAAUUAUCGAAUCGAGAAGAAAUGCUAGGUUUUUAAAGGAACGAAAUUGCAGCAUCUUUUAGGUAGAAUGUUCUUAGUCGAGUGUUAAAAAUGACUCUGUAUAUCUAUUGGAUCUAUAACCUUCUAUAUUUCAUUUUUUCUGGAUAUUGUUUUAGAAGAUAGCUA
This is a messenger RNA of Anopheles funestus (African malaria mosquito), 2057 nucleotides long. RefSeq lists its product as uncharacterized. Bases 657 to 1928 code for a protein of 423 amino acids. The record is from RefSeq and is a predicted model, not a curated record. Lineage: Eukaryota; Metazoa; Arthropoda; Insecta; Diptera; Culicidae. The transcript has a single exon.